AUGCCUUCACAACAUCAACCAGCGUUCAUCACCUCCUUCCACGAUGAAUCCCGCGACACGAGAAGGCCAACCCGACGACUCGAUCUGCCCAUCAUCAACUCUUUGGAAUCAUCAAUCAAUGACCAUCCAUUACCCAUGGUGAUCAUGACAAAUGUGUAUCACUCCACAAGGAAUUAUCAAAUUCAUUCCAUGACUCGACAAUUACCCAACACAACGACGACAACGACAACACCAUCCUCCACCAAAAACAUUCCCAAUGAUUCAUUUCAAUUUCGCGAAAAACCCAAGGACAUGACCACUUUACAGUUUCAAACUCCUAUAUCAUCCAUUCCCGAUCCUCUUGGUCGUGUCGUCGCUUUUUCGGAGGACCAUCAUUCCAUGAAUCCCAAAUCCCAUCCAAUAUUGCAUGAUUCAGACGCAACCAAUCCCAUCCAAAACCAUUCGACUCACACCUUCAUGUCAGGUACUAGUUCCACCAAUGACCUUCUUCACCACCCUAAUUCAGACCAAUCUCCUCCACCACUCCCUCCACCCAUUAUCUCCUCCUUGUCAUCAUCCAAUGAUUCCAAUAAUAUCAACAACCAAUCACGUCCAACUUGGAGUCAUUGGCUUUCCAUGCUCCUUCAUCAUUUCUUCUCUUUCAUGAAUACAUAUUUGAUCGUCGACGAUCCUGUAACCUUAUUGAAACGAAUUUUAAAACAACUCAUCUUGAUUAAUCCUUAUUUGAGAGCCAAUGUUCGACGUGGUAUGAGCAGGAAUGGAACUAGUAAUAGCACUGCCCAAACCACUUCAAUCAUUUCCUAUCAUAAUCAUUCCUUAGCACCUUGGCAAUGGAGUGUAUAA
Naegleria lovaniensis is the source of this 843-nucleotide messenger RNA. RefSeq lists its product as uncharacterized. The coding region runs from base 1 to 843 and encodes 280 amino acids. The record is from RefSeq and is a predicted model, not a curated record. The transcript has a single exon. NCBI's taxonomy places the organism in Eukaryota, Heterolobosea, Eutetramitea, Acrasida, Naegleriidae.